AUGGCUCUAAGUUAUAUGAGAACGUUAAGGAUUACUAGAACUGUAACUAUUAUACACAGAAAUCUAAAAUCAGUUCCUGUGGCCCAAGCAAGCACAGUAAUUAAACCAGUUCAAUCUAAAAAAACUGAAGAUAAAUUUGUGUACUUAGAGGACCCAGACGUUUUUGGAACUCUAUCGAAAAAUUCAAUGAUUCCUGAUAAUGAUGAAUUUGAAGAUGAAGGAGAUAUAAAAGAACAGGAGUUUUUAAGUAAUUUACCAAUGAAAUCACGUAAGUUGACGAUAAAACAAUAUUCAGAUUUAAUCAAACAAUAUCUAUCACAUAAAAGGUUAAAAGAAGCUUUAGAUAUUUUGGAAGUAAGAAUGUUAACAGAGGACAGAGUGAAACCAGAAAAUUACAUAUACAAUAUACUUAUUGGAGCUUGUGCUGAUGUUGGAUAUACAAAGAAAGCAUUUAAAUUAUUCAAUGAUAUGAAAAGACGGGCAUUAAAACCUACUGGUGAUACUUACACCUGUUUGUUCCAUGCCUGUGCAAACAGCCCAUGGCCUGAAGAUGGUUUAAAAUAUGCAAAUGCAUUAAGAGAGUUAAUUAAUCAAAAAGGCAUUGAACUGAAUAUCACAAUAUAUAAUUCCAUGAUUAAAGCUUUUGGGAGAUGUGGAGAUUUACCUGCUGCAUUUAAAAUUGUUGAUGAAAUGAUUGCUAAGAAAAUAAAAAUCAGGGUACAUACAUACAACCACUUACUACAUGCAUGCAUUUCAGAUAAAAAAAUUGGUCUGAGACAUGCUUUGGUAGUUUGGAGAAAAAUGUUAACCACAAGAGAAAAACCAAAUUUAUUUUCUUUCAAUCUAAUGUUAAAAUGUGUACAGGAUUGUAAUUUAGGCACUAAAGCUGAUAUAGAAGAAUUAAUAAGCAUUCUACAAUCUAGUAUUGCUAUUACUGACAGCAGAUCUUUACAAAUCAGAUCUGAAGUAAAAUUAUUAAAUAUGUCUAAACCUGAACUAAUUAGUGAAAAUUUAGUUUCAUCUCCUAAUGAUUCAGAAUCUAAAGUUAUGAACAAUAGUACUGUUAGUGGUACGAAUAAUUACUUAGAAUUAGUAAGUGAUAAUACCAUCACUAUACUAGAUAAGAAUUCACAAAAAAAAAUAUCAAUAAAAAAGGAAAGAAUGUUACCUAAUUUGCUUUCUAAAUUGUUGCAAAUGCAACAAGUACUUGCUUUAAAAGAAAUACACACAGUACAAGAUAGAUUUGCAGUUAUUGGUGGCCAAGAAGAUUUCAUCAAAGAAAUGGAAGUUUAUUCUGUCAAACCAGACAUCAAAACUUUUACCCAAAUGAUUACACUACUUGAUAACACAAGUGAAGCGGAAAACAAAUUAUUAGAAACAAUGAAGACAUUUAAUAUAAAAGCAGACAUAGAUUUUUAUAACAUUUUGAUUAAAAAAAGAUGUCUUAGGGGUGACUAUGAUGCUGCUUUUGAUGUAAAGACUAUAAUAGAGGGCGAAAAUGCAGCUCGCAAAAAGUCCCAUCCACUGAAGAAGAAACUGAGGCUGAAAUUUAAUGUAAUGACUUAUGGAGUGUUGGCAAUGGCUUGUCAAACCAAGGACAGUGCUGAGAAAUUACUAAAUGAAAUGAAUGAAAAUCAACUUAAAGUUAAUAUAGAAAUAUUGGGAACACUUUUGAAGAAAGGUGCAAUUAAAUUAGACUUCGAUUAUGUUAUUUUUAUAAUGAAAAGGGUAAAAGAAGAAAAUUUGAAUGUAAAUGCAACAUUUCUAAAACACUUGCAAACGCUAUAUCAAAUCUGUAAAAGAAAAAAUCAGUUACAGGACACCCACAUAGUAGAUGCUGAAAGUAAAAAAUCCUUCGAAAGAGCAUUUAGAAAAUUUUCCACCUUUUAUCACUCUUGGUUGAAUGAAGUAGAUGUUGAAGGUGCAAAAUCAGAACACCCAUGGCAACAGUUUAGAGAAAAUUAUCCAGAAACAGUACAAAGAUCUAAUGUUGUAAUUCGGGAACCCAAGAAAUUCUACAAAAGAAAUAGAAGAUUUGUGAAAUAUGCACCAAGGGUAUAA
Chilo suppressalis (striped riceborer) is the source of this 2061-nucleotide messenger RNA. The record is from the annotation of a GenBank genome assembly. NCBI's taxonomy places the organism in Eukaryota, Metazoa, Arthropoda, Insecta, Lepidoptera, Crambidae.